AUGAUAGCACGUCGACCUGACCAGAUGUGACAGUUUCUGUUUCUCUUUUAUAUUCGGGUUGAGAAGGGAGGGAAAACGCAAUUCCGCCUUAAUUGGACGAAUAACAAGAAAUUCACGUUCAGACGUGGAAAACAAAUCUGCAUUCAAAUUCUAGCAAUUGAAGACUGACAAUCAACGACGGACCAUUAAAGAAGACGCUGAGCUUUUGCUGCCUGGUGACAACUGACAAUUCGACUCAACAAUGGCAGGAAGUCCUGACAAUGAAAAAGGUGAAGAGAGUCUUAAGGACUUAAUGGUUCGUUUCCGCAGCUACUUGUAUGGAGGGUUCUCCGUCUUUCUGUCCACCGUCAUCGUCUUCCCUGUCUACAAGACUGUUUUCCGUCAACAAAUCCACAACACCCCCGUUCCACGGGCAGUGGGACAGCUCUACAAAGAGGGACCUGCAAAGCUCUACAGGGGUGUGCUCCCGCCAUUACUGAUGAAGACGCUGAAUGGCACACUGCUCUUUGGCCUACAGGACACCCUCCUCCACCAUCUCACCCUGUCAUCCCACAGUGUCAUCUCCACCUCUGCCCUGCCUGCUUUGGCUGGGUUUGGUGCAGGUAUGGUAGAAGCUGUGGUCUUUACCCCCUUUGAGCGCAUCCAGAAUGUGUUGCAGAACAGCCAGAAUGACCGUCAUCUACCAACCCGGAAGAGCGUUCUUGUCAGGCUUAAGGCACAGAGGCUGGCCUUAGGGUAUUACAGAGCCCUCCUUCCCAUUACAGCCCGUAACGCCCUGGGCAGCUCCCUUUACUUUGGCAUGAAAGGGCCUGUGUGUGCUGCUGUGGCCGGACAGGGGCUCUCUCCGGUGGUCUCCUCCUUCAUAUCUGGGACGUUUACCUCCAUGGCAGUCAGCCUGGCACUGUACCCGCUGUCUGUGCUAGUGGCAAACAUGCAGGCACAGGUGGGAGGGGAGAUGAAGGGGGUCAUGGCUUGUUGGAAGGUGCUGUGGGAAUCCCGACAGCGAAAUGUGGCUCUGCUGUACCGAGGUGGAUCCUUGGUUAUUCUGAGAUCGUGUAUCACAUGGGGAAUCACCACAGCCAUCUAUGACAACUAGAAGAAAUGUUCUAGCUAAAAAGACACAGCUGACAAUAGUUUGUUUUUAUUAUUUGUUUAUCUAGAAAAGAGUGCAGCUAUUUUACAUUGAUUUUAUGUGAUGCAGAAAUUCAUUUUUUGCCUUGUAUGGUUUUAAUCAUCACUUCUAACUCUCACCAUUUUCUUGGUGAGUGAAAAGCCAUGUUGCUCCUCCAAUGCAUUCACAACUGCAAACAGGCAGCUUCAGCAGAAGCCUGAAUUCACAGCACAGUUUGACUUGUCAUCAUAGGCAAAGCUCAUGUGUUACUAAUAACACUCACAAUGACUCUGAUCUAUAGUAUCUCCCGGUAAGCAAUAAUAAUGUUACAGUGAGACAGUAUACACAAUAACCAGGACCCUGAAACUGAAGCAGUAUUCAGUUCAGCAACCACUGAUUUUAUUAUGUACACCUGUUUCAAAGAAUAUUAUUAAUUAAGUGAAUGUGUAUUGAACUAGUUUACAGUGCCAAUGAAGCUCCACUCAACCAAGAGUGACUCAACAGUCUGAAAUGAAAUGCUUUUUCCACCAGUCUUAUGCUUUUUUUCCUCCGCCUAUUUAGCUGGAUUUAUUUUCUGCCUUCUAACCUGCUUUUCCUCCUGGGACAUGUCAAAAUGUCUGUGGAAGUCCUGUUGCUGCCAUAAGGACAUGGUCCAUUAUCUGGUUCAAACCAACAAAUGCUGCCAAUUUUGUGCGUUAUAAUGCGCAACCAGGUUAAAGACACCACUGCCAGUACUUGAACCCCAAUCUCCAAAGUGGUGUGUGAGUAUUUAUUACUAGCCAAAGUUGUUUGUGCACUGGAAGUAUAAAUAUGGUGCUGGUGAAUCUCAGGUACCUUGCAUUAUUUUUACUGUUUAAUCUCAUCAAAGUCAGUUUACACAUCAUGGGAAGUACUACUCAACUUGUGAAUACGGUUGUAGUAUAAUGCCCCAUGUAGCUCUGGAGGAGUUGUCUUUUUUUGAGUAUUUGUGGUCAUUUUGGCUUUAUUAUCAUAAUAGAAAGUAGAGAAAUGAGUCUUAAGAGAUGAGGGAUGACAUCCAACAAAUGUCACCAGCUGGACUUGAACCAGUGAUGUUGCAAUUUCAUACUCUGCAGCUUAGAUUUGUUGAUGGAAGUGCAAUACUAAAUCACUGGAGUUCCCCUUUAAGUGCAUUAAGGAGAUGAAUGCAUGUUCAAGGUAUAUUGUCACUAUGUUAUGUUCUUUUGCUGUAUGAUAUAGAUAUUACAUAUAUAUUAAAUAGGUGGAACAAAUGAGUUCUGGCAGCACAGUGGCUCAGUGGUCAGCACUGUUGUGUCACAGCAAGAAGAAUCCUCCGACCAGGUGGGGCCUUUCUGUGUGAAGUCUGCAUGUACUAUCCCUGUCUAUGCAGUUGUCCAUGCAGGUUAGGAUAAUCAGAAAGUAAAUUGCUAUAUAGCACUGUGAUACAACGCCAACCCAUCCGGGGUGUACCCUGCCUCUCUCCCAUGUGUGUGGGACAGACUGCGGCCUUAUUAUUCACAAUGUAGCCCAUUAUAUUAAACUGUAUGUGUAUGAAUGUAUAAAAUGUCCAGUGACUGUCUGUUACCUCAACAUAUAGCUGUGAAAAUAUAUGACAUAAGAAUAAUCGUUUCAAGAUACAGACUUUUUUCUCAAAGUGUAUAAAUAAA
Thunnus maccoyii (southern bluefin tuna) is the source of this 2757-nucleotide messenger RNA. Its product is annotated as solute carrier family 25 member 53-like. The record is from RefSeq and is a predicted model, not a curated record. NCBI's taxonomy places the organism in Eukaryota, Metazoa, Chordata, Actinopteri, Scombriformes, Scombridae. Bases 242 to 1096 code for a protein of 284 amino acids. The transcript has 2 exons.